AUGGCCACGCCAGGCAAAGCCGAGCCGGGCCCUCAGCCGCGGCAUCAGUGCCUAGGCUGCGACUACGGGGACUCGGUCGAUGAGCGGAUCGAGAAAGGCAACAAAGCUUUCAGCUUAGGAGAAUAUGACUUGUCAGCGGAGAUCUUCCUCUUAAUCUUGUCUCAGGUGACCCAUCCCGACCGAGCCCUGUGCCUGCAGAUGGGGAACGCGCUGGCCCGCGCGGGCCGCAUCGUCGAGGCCGUGGGUGCGUUCCGCGGGGCGGCGCAGCUGGGCGCGCUGGGGCCUCAGCACCUGAAGCACCUGGCCUGGGGCUUGGCGCACGUCGUCCGCGUGCAAGAGUGGCGUCUGCCGGCUCUGUACCCGGCCUGCGAGGCCGCCCUGCAGCCCGACGGCCCGCAACCCGACCGCACUCAGGCCCCGUUGCCGGCGUCAGCCACGCCCCGGGACUUACUGUCCUGCCCGGUCUGCCGGCGGCUGCUCGACAAGCCGGUGACCCUGCCGUGCGGCCGCACGGUCUGCAAGCGUUGCGUGAGGCCGGGCCCCGCGUCGCCCCGGCCUCGGCGAAUCUGCGAGGUGCUCGGCGACGUGCUGGAGAAGUGGUUCCCGGGGGAGGGCCGCGUGCGCUGGCUGGCGGGCCAGGCGCGGAGCCUACAGCGGCAGCAGCAGUACGAGGCCGCGCUGGCUCGGUGCCAGCAGGCCCUAGAGCUGGUUCCUAGUGAUAUUGCAUUACUGGUUUUUCGAGCGGAGUUACAUUUAAACAUGAAGAACUAUGAAUUGACGUUACAGGAUACCAAUGCAAUUUGUCAGAAGGAACCCUAUUACGUUAAGGGACAUGAGGUAAAAGCCCACGCUCUUUAUGGACUGGGAAGAAUCAGAGAAAUGUUGAAGGAGCUUCUCUACUGCCUUGCCAUAAAUCCGGACCUUAACUCAGUGAGGAAGGAAGCACAGAAGGUGAUUUAUGAGUUGUUUUUUCAGGAUUCAGAUAAUACGUAUCAAAAUAUAGCGCCUUCCACACUAAGCGAAAUGUUUAAUAUCAGAUUGACUCUUCAGUCUAGCAGCCCUAUAAAGACCCGGUCUUCUGUGGAAGAAGAGACUAAUGCAGGAAGUUCUAAGAAUCCAUGUAAGAAGUCGUAUGUGUUUAGAGAUCUCAAUUCUGCGGUUAAAUAUUUUCUAAUGGGUCUUCACUUCAAAGAGGAUAGAAAAAUAGUAGACAGUGUCCUUGAUGUGAAACCCAACACUGCUUUAAAGAGACCGCUUUCAAAUGAUCCAGUGGUAGUUCAUGACUGGAACAUCCUUAGGAACAUCUGGAGAAAAGAUUCCUCAUCGCAAAGGAGCAUGGGCUCUUCAGGGUACUCACUAGACUUGAUUGACUUUGCGUGUUUCCUCUGCAGGAGGUUGCUUUUUGAGCCUGUCACUACACCAUGUGGACAUACUUUUUGCCUGAAAUGCAUUCAGUGCUGCCUUGACUAUAUCUCAUUUUGUCCAGUGUGCAAAGAAACGCUUUCUGAAUUUUUGGCAAGCAGAAAUUUUAAUAUAACAACUUUGGCUGAAGAAUUAAUAGUUCGUUAUUUACCAGAUGAAUUGUCAGAGAGAAAAAGAAUUGAUAUUAAAGAAAUGUCACAACUACCAAACAUAUACAGAAAUGUCCCCAUCUUUGCCUGUGCCAUAGCCUUCCCAUCAGUCACUUGUCCUCUGCGUGUUUAUGGGGUACGAUAUCGGCUUAUGAUAAGAAGAUGCAUGGAAGCAGGCAUCAAUCGGUUUGGCAUGUGUUUGCCUACUGAAAACUCAGGGAUUUCAUUGUAUGGCUGCAUGCUGGAGAUUAAGGACCUCAGAACUUUUGCUGAUAGAACUUCAGUUGUAGAUGCAGUUGGAAUUAGUCGGUUCAGGGUCUUAAGACACUGUCGUAAAGAUGGUUAUAGCACUGCAGAUGUUGAGUAUCUUGAAGACAUAAAGGUGAAGGGCCCAGAGUAUGAAGAACUCGCCACUCUUCAUGACUCAGUUUAUCAGCAAUCUGUUUCCUGGUUUGCUGCUCUUCAGGAUGACAUCAAAGAAAAAAUUUCAAGUCACUUUGGGUUAAUGCCAGAGAGAGAAUCUGAACCACAGAGUAAUGUUACUGGUCCUGCUUGGUCCUGGUGGGUCCUGGCAGUGUUGCCUUUAGAACAUACGACUCAACUGGCUGUACUGAGCAUGACUUCGUUGAAGGAGCGUCUACGUAUCAUUCAGCGCAUACUAGUACUUGCUACGCAUAAGAUGAAUAGUGAAAAAUCGGCUAAUGCCAUCUAGAGAAACCAUUGA
Molecule: messenger RNA, 2295 nt
Organism: Chrysochloris asiatica (Cape golden mole)
Lineage: Eukaryota; Metazoa; Chordata; Mammalia; Afrosoricida; Chrysochloridae
Gene: LONRF2
Product: LON peptidase N-terminal domain and ring finger 2
Exons: 12
Molecular function (GO): protein binding
Source: RefSeq, a predicted model, not a curated record